Messenger RNA from Saprolegnia parasitica CBS 223.65, 3658 nucleotides. RefSeq lists its product as hypothetical. The coding region runs from base 560 to 3658 and encodes 1032 amino acids. Gene Ontology annotation, biological process: mitotic sister chromatid cohesion; DNA repair. The transcript is spliced from 3 exons. NCBI's taxonomy places the organism in Eukaryota, Oomycota, Saprolegniomycetes, Saprolegniales, Saprolegniaceae. The record is from RefSeq and is a predicted model, not a curated record. Gene Ontology annotation, cellular component: nucleus; chromatin.
CGUCGGCCGGGCCUCAAGAUGGCACGCCCCAAGCAAGCACCCAAGGGCAAGGGGAAGAGCCGCCAAGGCGACCCCGCGCCCGCCAAGGACAAGGCUGGAAGAACCAAGACGAGCGUCGCCCAGCAGCUCACCGCAGACCUCGAGCGCCUCCGUGGCCUCGGCAACGGCGACCUGGACGCCGACGAGGCCAAGGCCAUGGCCCGCGACCUCAGCGCCGAAGAGCGCUUGACCCACGCAGACGCGCACGUGCGCCUUCUCGUAGCGUCCUGCGCCGCCGAGCUCCUGCGCUUGACGGCGCCCGAGACGCCGUUUGCGUCGGACCAGGCGCUGCAUGACGUCUUUGGCCUCGUCAUUCGCGCCUUGAAGGAGUCGACCAAGGAUACGGACAUUGCGUGGUUUGGGCUUCUCGAGACGCUCGCGUCCGUCAAGAGCUGCAAUCUCAUGGUCGGUUUGCAGCCCGAGUUGCUGGAGACAUCUUCGUCGUCCGACUUAGUCCCGCAGUCACCUCUGCUUUUUCGAGCGGCUGCAAGACGACCACUCGCCCAAGGUCGAAGCCAACAUGAUUACCAUCAUGGCGAGCUGCUUGGAAGAAGAAGGCGACGCCGUGAGUCCGGCGAUCCUCGAAGCGCUUUUGGAACCGCUCCUUGAAGCGUCCAAGCCGCGGACGUACCAUAUGGCGCAGCAGGUCAUUGAGAAGGCGACGGACGUGCUCCAGACGCACUUGAGCCUCUUCUUCAACAGCGCGCUCGUCGACGUGCGUGGCGCGAGCGAGCACUCGGCGCUCAAGGAGCAUAUUCACGCGCUCAUCUACGAAGUGCACAAGGUCAACCCGAGCUUGCUCUUGUACGUGCUGCCGAACGUGUGCCUCCAGCUCCAAGUCGACGACCUCGACACGCGCUCGAACGCGAUUGCGCUCAUGGGCCGUCUCUUUGCGUCGUCGCACGCCGACUACGGGUCGCAGUACCUCAAGAACUUUCGCGAGUUUCUCGAUCGGUUCCGCGACGUGAAGAAGGAAGUGCGCCUCCAAAUGGUCCAGGUCUGUGCGAUCAUUGCGCAGCGCAAGCCCGACUUGUUGCAUCUCAUCGAACCCGAGAUGAUGGGUCGGCUCCAGGACGCCGAGUGGGACGUCCGGCGUCUCGCGAUGAACGAGCUCUGCGACCUCGCGGCGAAGAGCGUAACGAGCGUCAGCGCGUCGUGUCUUCGCCAAAUCGGCGAGCGCAUGAAGGACAAGAAGGUCGUCAUUCGCAAGGAAGCCAUGACGGGCCUCGCGCAGAUCUACUCGGCCCACGUGGCGAGCAGCCUCAGCACCGGCGCCAACGAAUUGACGGCCGCGGCGACCGCGCUCUCGUGGGUGCCCGAUUACGUCCUCAAAUGCUUCGCGUACCCGCAGCAAGAGCUCAAGCUGCGCGUGGUGCAACUGCUCGACGACAUUUUGCUGCCGAAAGCCACGUCGGAGCUGCAUCGCAUGAAGGGCCUCGUCUUUCUUUGGAAGCACCUCGAACCGAGCGCCAAAGAAGCGCUCAAGCGCAUCUUCCUCGAGCGCGUGCGUUGCCGGGAUGCGAUCACGACGUUUGUCGACAUCAAGCAGCUCAUGCGGCACAAGAAGAACGCGACAGCCGCGACGCCCGAAGUGCUCCACAUGAUCGAGUGCUUGAAGGAGCUCCAGCCUCUCCUUCCCGAGACGGACGGCUGGGCGUCGUUGACCGAGAAGCUCGCGCUCUGGAAGGACAUGAAGCUCGUCAAGCACCUCGAGCUCCUCUGCGCACCCUCGAGCUCGAGCGCCGACCUCCGCAAGGCCCGCGAAGACGUGGUCAAGAUGCUCGGCUCCAAGACGCCGCUUGGCGAGUGGAUGAAAAACCUGUGUCGGAAGCUCGCGAUGCUCACGAUCAACGCCACGAGCCUCGAGUCGCUCCUCUCCAUGCUGCAGCACGAAUCGACGAGCCGGGACACCAAGACGGUGGUCGAGAUCCUCUUGUUUGUCGCGGGACAUGCGCCGUUCCUCUUCGAAGCGCAUCUCAACACGCUCGAGGCGCUCUUGGACGACGACACGCAGGCGGCGUGCGUCCUGGACAUUCUUAUUGCGUACGGCAAGUACCGCAAGGCGCACACGACUGCGCGCGCCCCCGACAGCGCGCUCGAAGGCGUCCUCCUCGCCGCCGCGCAAGAGUCGGAGGGCGACGAGAUUGUCAAGAAGAGCACGCGUGCGCUUGUGCUUCUCUUCCCGCGCGCGCCGGCCGUCAAGGCGUGGCUCGUGGCACUGGCCAAAGCGUCGACGCACGAGGAUGCACAGCUGGUCGCGCUCGCGACCUUGGCCAAGCAUAUCUCGGUGCCGGCCGAGUGCAAGGCGCUGUGUGCUUUGCUCUUGGCGUCCACGGCCUCGUCGCAUGCGAAAAUGAAGAAGAAGGAGCUCCACACGUUGGCCCUGCAGCUGCGCGUGCUGGGCCAUAUGGCCGUGUACCAGUUUCCCGACGACGCGGCCAAGGCGCGGUCGGUGCUCGACAUUCUGACGCCGUUGCUGGCGUCGGCGCAGGCGCCGCUGCGGCGCGUCGCCGCGCAGACGAUGCUCGUUUUGAGUCGCACGCCGCUGCUCGAGAGCCAAGUGCGCACCAACGAGUGGCACGCGCUCAGCUACGCCGUCACGGACGAGGACGUUGGUGUCCGAGAGGCGAUCCUCAAGAUGCUGACGGCCAAUCUUUUGCGGCAUGCGAUCCCGCACCCGCACAAGUACACGGCGAUGCUGGCGCUGACCGUGCACGAGACACACGUCGAGCUCAAGAAGACGGCUCGCACGCUUUUGGCGACGGCCGUCACGCGUCUCCGCCGAGCGUUCGAGGCCCGCGACCAAGACGACGCAACGAACGACGAAGCGAGCUCGCUCAUGGUGCCCGAGUACACGCUGCCAUUCGUGUUGCAUCUCGUCUUGCACCCGCCGCAUGGCAGCGCCAAGCUCCAUGACGCGCCGUCGUUGUUGCUCGACGUUCUUGUCUCGAACGUGGCGUCCGAGGCCGACAACAUUUCGUUUUUGCUCCAAAUGCUGCACAAGAUGAGCAUGUGUCAUGACGCGACCGAGCCGACGGCCAAUGGGCUCUACAAGGUCGUGCAACAGUGUACGUCGACGCUUCGCGCCAAGAUCAAGAACCAAGUCAACCUCAAGCCGUACCCGGGCCAAAUCUUCCUGCCCAAAGACCUCUUCCAGCCCGGCAAGGCCGAGAACGACAACGACGCCAACGACUCGGACGCGAGCGAUGACAACGAGGCCAAGUCGAGCAAGACGCCCAAGAAGCGGACGCUCCCGAAAGCAAACCACGCGCCCAAGGCCAAGAAGGCCAAGCCGACACCGGCCAAGACCAAGGCCUCGGACGACGACCCGCCGCCGCGACGCAUGCCGUCCCGCCGUGCGAAGCAAACCGAAGCCAAUCUGGCGGACCCCGACAGCGACGUGGAAGAAUACGCUGCCGAAGCAAGCGCGCCCGCGUCGUCGAUCCGCGCGUACUUUACGCCGGUGCGUGCUCAGGCCCGUGCCACAAAUGACAGCGACAGCGACGAUGGCGAAGAAGAGACCAAGCACGCUGGCAGCGACAACGAGGAAGAAACCAAGGCUGCCGGUAGCGACGACGACGAAGACAUGACGAGCUUCCGUCCUCGCCGCCGCCGGUAA